This is a messenger RNA of Arachis ipaensis, 1476 nucleotides long. The record is from RefSeq and is a predicted model, not a curated record. NCBI's taxonomy places the organism in Eukaryota, Viridiplantae, Streptophyta, Magnoliopsida, Fabales, Fabaceae.
AUGGUGACGAGGUAUAACUUAUCAAGCAACUCUUGGGUCGACCAAACCUAUGAGUUGAGGAAUUUAUGGGCUCUUACAUAUUUGAGGGACCAAUUUUUUGGGCGAAUUAGGACAACAUCCCAGUGUGAAGGGAUUAACUCUCUAAUAAAAGCAUAUGUGAGAAAGAAAGAUACCCUUCUUGAAUUCAUCAAUAACAUGGAGACCGUUGUUAGCCAUUACAGGAACAAUGAAAGAGUUGCAGAGUUCAAUAGUAAAUAUACCGAUCCAGUACUUGUGACUUCUUUGCCGACACUUGAAGAUUUUGCUGCAAAGACUUUCACUCGUAACAUGUUCCGGGAGGUCAGGAAGGAAAUUGAGGGUGCUUAUGCUAUGAAUACAGAGUUGGUAAUUCAGGAUGGUGGAAAACUAUACUUCAAGUGUAACAGUUUUGGAGUGCCAGAGAUUGAUCAUGUGAUUGAGUUUGACAAAGUUGGGGGGAUGCUUCGUUGUGAGUGUCUGUGGUUUGAAAAUAGAGGGAUUCCCUACAUGCACAUAUUCGCAUGCCUAAAGCACCAACACAUUGAAGUUAUUCCAGAACACUUAGUGUGCAAGCAUUGGACGAAGAAUGCCAAGAGCGAUUUCAUGAAGUCAAACGUCGAUGAUCCAAGUGAUUCUGAUAAGGUACUAAAGUGUCGUUUGGGUGUGUUGGGUGCUGAGUGUUCUAGGUUGAUGGAUGUUGCAAGUAAGAACUCAAGUGAUUUUGUCGAAGCAAUGAAUGAUGUUGUCAACACAAUUACAAAACUCCAAAAGCAAGGUGAAAAUCCACGCAACAGUAAUUUAGACGAUGACUACGUUGUUGACCCAUUGGUGGUGAAGAGUAAGGGAGCUCCCAAGAAAAACUCAAAAUUUAAGCAACGUAGAAGGUGUUCAAACUGCGGUGUGACAGGUCACUACAACAAAAGUUGUCCUAAUGUUCUUGGUAGAAUCCCAAAGGAGCCGGUAGACGAUGAUACAGAAAAGAAUAUCAGCAGCCAUCUUGACAUCCUCACUAAGGGGACCGCCGAGGAGAAGGAGAGGAAGAGGAAGGGAAGCUGCUCGCGCCCUGCCCCCGCGCCAGUUCCCUGCCGCGCCGCCGUCGAGCCCACCGAGCAGAAGCCCAUCGCCGCGCACCACCGCCACGUCGCCGACGAAGAGGAGAGAGCGAGCAGCGCCGAGGAGGCUUCGAAGAUCCGCUGCUGUCCAGCUGUGCCGUCCUCACCGUCGCCGUCACGGGUCAGAUCUGAGACGAGAGAGCAGGCCGCGAAGGAGGAGGGAACCGCGCCGUCUGUUGAAAGUAUUCGUGUCGCCGCCAGAACCCUUGUCGUCGCCGCUGCCGUUGGACGAAGGAGAGAGGAAAAAGAUGCGAUGUACAUAGCAGCUCACUGCCGUGCUUCAUCUCCGCCGCUGCCAUGGACGCCGAUGAGUUGCACGGUGUCAUCGGGGUUUGGAAUUUGGUGA